UUAUAAUAUUUUUUAUUUUUUUGAUAUUUAAUAAAUUGUCGCAGGCGCAUGCAAAUACCUCUGCGGGCACACGGUUGAGAAUCCCUGAUCGUUAUAUGGUAAAAUGAAAGCAGUUUAUAAAUAAGUGGGUACAACGAUAUAUAAAGAGAUUAAAAUUAUUGACGACUGUCUGAGACAGUCUGAAACGGAUGCGAUUUAUAACGUCGAAAUCAGAAGACAAGACAGUUAUUGUAUUUUUUGAAGAAAACUCUAGAUGUACAUAAUUGUUCAAAAGAAAAGUAUUGCGAUUAACCUGAGAACAAUUAAACAAUUAGUUUAAUAUUCAUUUAAUGUCGUUUUAUAUCCUAGGAAAAACAGCGUACUCGUUCUUAUGUCACUGACUGUAUAAUAAAAUGUUAUUUUAUGCUUAAAACAGAAUUUUUAUCACUUUUAGCCAUUAAAAAAAAUACAGAAUAAUCCGGAAGAUUGUUUUCAAUAUAUAUAUGUUAUAUUGUUCUACGAUAAUGUUUUGCAUUAGUGUAUCUAUCAAUUUCACAAAACAGUUGUUAACAAAAGAUUUAUCAGAAUAAUGUAAUUACAUUUCGUUUUAUUCAUAUAGUACAUUUAUAUAAUAAUGUCAUAGUAGCACAUUUUAUUUGAGUUCAUUAUUCCAUAAUCUAUUAAAUAGAUCAUAGAGAAAAUGGCAGAAAAGCAAGAGGACUUCCAGCCUUUUUACAUGAACGUUUUUUGGUGCCGUUUUGAAUGCAAUAGUUUACUAGUGCAUUAUGAUAUCGAUAAUCAAAGCAAUAAAAUGUCAAAAAACAAGAAGACAUUAAUUAUAAAAUCAUAUGAUACCAAAUGGGGAAUAAAACAUUGUGUCUAAUACGAUGAAGCAAUGUAGAAAUGAACACUGUUAACGUUCUUUCAAUUCGUGGAAAAGCAUUACAAUGAGUCAUAUAAAACUAUCCCAGCAAUCACAUAGAAGUCUUACAUUCAAAAGAAAUUGCUUCUUACAUGAGUAGUUUAUCAUUAUUAUUUUCUCACAAGUGCGAUUGCAUCUCAUAAAUACGUGUUGCAUUCAUGCGUAAAUGCGAUAAUGGCAGACGUAAUAAUUUAAGCAGAUAAUUCCCUCUCCAUAGCGAAUGCGACUCAAAUUGUUUUCUCAUCAUGUAUCUUCACUGAUUUUUAAAGGAAAAAAACUGGUUUAUGCCGUUGAUUGGUCAUUAUAUGUCAAUAUGUCAUCCCCUCCAUACGGUCUAAGAAUUUAAGACUGCCUCUUAUAAAUACUUUACCCUCUGCAAAUCUCUACAAUGAGUAAGAUUUGCCAAUUGCAAGAGUGUAUAGAAUUACACUCUUUAGUGUUUCUAUAAUUACAGAAACUAAAUUGUUUUAAUUCACAUUAAGAUACGUGAAGACAGUGCACUGUGUUUUAUCGUGAAGUGUAGGCAGCAUCGAAUUUUCAAGCAAACAAGAAUAUUCUUCCAGCAUUUACUUUAAGUGUGUGACUUCAAAACUUUCUGCGAAUAAAACAAAAUAGUUUUUCGAUAGUAAUAUCUGGGCUGCAACGUUCGAACAUUGUGCAAGCCUUCGCAAGUCACUUCGAUUAAUAAAAUCACAAUGGCACAGUUGAAGAGAUUGCAAACGGAUAUUAAAAGAAACAUAUGGAAUGACAAUAUAAUAAAUAAGGAAGAAGAUAGUGGCUUCCCAAGUGAUUCUCUUUCUGAUGAAUAUGAUGAGUUUGAUAGCAUCACUGAUCAGCACAAGAAUUUUAUAACUAUGUGCAAACAGAAGAUUGACAGUAGCGAAUUGCCAGAGCACUUCAAUCAAUGGACAGCGCAGAAGCAAUACGACCAUUUGAUACACAACACCAGCAAAUACUUUCCAAACAUACCCGAAUCUCUGAGAUUUAUCCUACCCGCGAGCUUCAAAGAUGGAGACUGUGAUCGACCAGCGGACAAUAAGCCAGAUUGGUUGGACAUGGAGAAGUUCCGUCGUGGGCAGAAAUUCGCUUUGCGCUACUUCAGUACGAUUUGCAUAAGCAAUUUGAUAUCAUUGCUGCAAAUAUUUAGCUUCUCCGACGGCCUGAAACCGCUGAUUCUCAGCCAGAAGUCCAACACGCCGUAUCGCGCCUUCAAGCGAUACUUAUCAACGAUCAGACGUGUCAGGAAUUGGUACACGAGUGAUCCAUGGUGCGAGAACACCAAAGCCCAUCAUGACAUCCAAAUGGUGCGCAAACUGCAUCAUGGCAUGAGGCGGAGGCUAUGCGAAAUGGAUAACGAAGAGAUUGACCGCGCUACCAAAAUGUCGCAACCGUUUUGCCCAGCAGUGGAAACGCUCAUGAAGGACUUUGCAGGUACGUGUCCGAUGGCGCGUAGCUUGCAGAACCCCUAUACGAUGAAUCGGAUGAAGGGCAUCAAUCAGGGCGAUAUGUCUGGCACGCAAUUCGCCUUCAUAAGCAUGAUGGUGGUUUACCCGGAGCAGCUAGGGGCACAUAACCCUAACGAAGAGGACCUCGAGGCAUUUUGUCAUCUAUGGCGCGGGAUCGGUUAUCUUUUGGGCAUCGAAGACCAGUACAAUUUCUGCAACGACAGUCUACAAGAGGUGCGACAACGCUGCCGAGACAUGAUUGAGUAUUGGGUAAAGACGAACUUGCGUAUGGUAACGCCAGAAUGGGAGCACAUGUCGAUGUGCCUCUUCGAAGGUACAAGUUACAUCAUGUCAAUAAAAUUGAACUACAAGAUAUUUUUUAUGUGGAUGUGCGAUGUGCUUGAACUCGACAUGCGUCGCUUCUACGAUUCUUUUUGCUUAGUCGAAAAAGUGAUGUACAACCUACUGAAGUUUGCACUUCGUUACUUGACGAGAUUGCCAGGUUUUCUUCCCCUCUUGAACGUACUGACUCAUAUGAGGCUGGAUCAGGCUGCACAUUUUGAACACAAGGUUCACAUUAAACUUAUGCAGAAAUCAUCCAAAAUAGUCCCAGAGUCCAUUGUUCACACGAGCGUUUAAUUUUUUAAUUUGAAAGUUUAAUUAAACAGAAGGUAAAUUGCACUCUUCUCAAGAGCUAUCAUUUAUUUUCAUUUAUAUUGGUUUCUUCAUUAUUAGGGGAAACUUAAUGUAAACCAAAAUGUUUGGCAUUUGUUAGAUUAUUAUUAAUAUAUUUAUUAUAAUUAACAACAUUGGAACACAUACAUUAUUAAUUUGCAAUAGUAUAAAGUAAACGGUAUAACGUAACAAAACGACAGAGAUUUCACUUUUUAAAUUUUUAGACUAGAUUUUGCUUAUUGGAGUUUUAAUAAAAAUCAAAAGGGUGAGUGAGAUGACUAUCCUAUCAAGUAUUUUCUAAGUAUUGGCAAAAAAUAUAUUUAGUAUAUCUGCGUGUAAUUACAAAUAUCAUUAACAGUCUCAAUGUAAUUUAAAAGAUACUUCAAAAGAUAAUUAAAAAAUUAGAGAAUAUAAGAAAUAAAAGAGUAUUAAUGAAUUAAA
Molecule: messenger RNA, 3462 nt
Organism: Ooceraea biroi (clonal raider ant)
Lineage: Eukaryota; Metazoa; Arthropoda; Insecta; Hymenoptera; Formicidae
Source: RefSeq, a predicted model, not a curated record